CACACACGCUGAAGGCUGGCCUGGCCCAGCCCUCGGUAAUUGGAGACACAGACAGGGCCCCCGCUCUGUUGUCACCACCAACCCACCCUUUCCCACAGCCUGAGAACUCUGGGCCCAGGCUCUCAGGUGCCCUGUCCAGGCCAGCACCCACCCAGCCGCCCAGGCCAAGCCUGACGGGAAACUGAGUGCAUGGUGGGCAGCCAGGCCACCCACAUGCCUCCUUUCCCGUGUGCCUGGGCUUCCCGGCAUCAGGAAGCUAUACGCAGGCCCCUGGCCCAGGCUGUGUGCUUUGCGCCCACGGUCCCUCAGCACCCAGAAGCAAGCCUGGCCGAAGCUGGCUUUCAGGAAACGCGGAACAAGUGAAGUGAAUGGAGGAGUAGCAGUCCUCCCACAAGACUGUGCGAGCAGAAGGUUGGGUGGGGCCCCUGUCAAGACACUGCAAAUGCUCCUCAUCGGAGGACCUCUGCCCCUGAUCCCCCUGGGGGAUGGCUGGGGCCCAUCCUUUACAGGACGGACCUGUCUUUUCCAGGGCCCCUGCCCUAGUCUCGCUCAGCCACACCCUGCCACUUCCCUUCUGCCAGCAAGGCUUAAAGUCACAAGGGAGGGGUGGGGUCAGGGGGGCCACCUGGGGCACUAGGAGGGACAUGGAGACCUUUACACCAGGGACAAAGUCCUCUCCUGAUUUCAGCCCAGGCAGCUUGUACUGCAGCUGGCACCCAGGUUCUGGCCUCACUAGGGUCCCAGCCUCACCCGACUCCCAGCCUUGUGGCCCUCCCACCAUCCCCCAGCAUGCCGGGCACCUGGGUGCUGCUUCUGCUGGGCCUGAGGCUACAGACCUCCCUUGGCGUCAUCCCAGUUGAGGAGGAGAGCCCAGCCUUCUGGAACCGCCAGGCGGCCCAGGCCCUGGAUGCCGCUAAGAAGUUACAGCCCAUCGAGACGGCCGCUAAGAACCUCAUUCUCUUCCUGGGGGAUGGCAUGGGGGUACCCACGGUGACAGCCGCUCGGAUCCUAAAAGGGCAGAUGAACUACAAACUGGGACCUGAGACACCCCUGGCCAUGGACCACUUCCCAUACCUGGCUCUGUCCAAGACAUACAACGUGGACAGACAGGUGCCAGACAGUGCAGGCACUGCCACAGCCUACCUGUGUGGGGUCAAGGCCAACUACCAGACCAUUGGCGUAAGCGCAGCCGCCCGCUUUGACCAGUGCAACACGACACGUGGCAAUGAGGUCACCUCUGUGAUGUACCGGGCCAAGAAAGCAGGGAAGUCAGUGGGGGUGGUGACCACCACGAGGGUGCAGCAUGCCUCGCCAGCCGGCACCUAUGCACACGUGGUGAACCGCAACUGGUACUCGGAUGCCAACAUGCCUCCUAAGGCCCUGAAUGAAGGCUGCCAGGAUAUCGCCGAGCAGCUCAUCUCCAACAUGGACAUUGACGUGAUCCUGGGUGGAGGCCGCAAGUACAUGUUUCCCAAGGGGACCCCAGACCCUGAGUACCCAAGUGAUGCCAACCACAGCGGAAUCAGGCUGGAUGGGCGGAACCUGGUGCAAGAGUGGCAGGCCAAGAACCAGGGUGCCCAGUACGUGUGGAACCGCACUGCACUCAUUCAGGCAUCCCAGGACCCCUCUGUAACACACCUCAUGGGCCUCUUUGAGCCAGGAGACACAAAAUAUGAGGCCCACCGAGACCUCACCCAGGACCCAUCCCUGAUGGAGAUGACAGAGGCAGCCCUGCGCCUGCUGAGCAGGAACCCCCGUGGUUACUACCUUUUUGUGGAGGGAGGCCGCAUUGACCAUGGACAUCACGAUGGGACAGCUUAUCUGGCCCUGACCGAGGCUGUCAUGUUCGAUUCUGCCAUUGACAAGGCCAGCCAACUCACAAGCGAGAAGGACACACUGACCCUUGUCACUGCUGACCACUCUCACGUCUUCUCUUUUGGUGGCUACACAUUUCGCGGGACUUCCAUUUUCGGGCUCGCCCCCAGCAAGGCCUCCGACAAGAAGGCCUACACCUCCAUCCUUUACGGCAACGGCCCGGGAUUCGCUCUCAACGGGACCUUCCGGCCCGAGGUCAACGACAGCCAGAGCAGAGACCCCGCGUACCAGCAGCAGGCGGCGGUGCCGCUGUCCUCCGAGACGCACGGCGGGGAGGACGUGGCGGUGUUCGCGCGCGGCCCGCAGGCGCACCUGGUGCACGGCGUGCAGGAGCAGAGCUUCGUGGCGCACGUCAUGGCCUUCGCCGCCUGCCUCGAGCCCUACGCGGCCUGCGACCUGGCGCCCCCCGCCCUCGACGCCGCCGCCGCCGCCGGGAGGGGAGGGUCCGGGCCGCCGUCGCUGCCGCUGCUGGCGGGGCUGCUGCUGCUGCCGCUGCGGGCGGCCGCCGCUCCCUGAGCGCCCCGCGCACGACCCCCGGCCGCCGCCCCCGGGGCUCCCCCCCGCACGCCGCCCGGACCGCUCCUCGCCCGGCGGCGCCCGCCCGCAGGGCCCGCUGAGGCUGCGGCUGCGGCCUCCUUGCGGCGCCCGCGGGCCUCCGGGGCUGCUGCCCGCUCCCCGCCCGGCGCCCCAGGUAGGGAGGGGGCUGGGACCGGCCGCUGUCCCGCAGGUCGCCCUCCGGAGGACCCGGUGGCCGCCGUCUCGCACCCCGCGCGGCCCCUUUCCCAGCCUCCGUGGCCGCAGCACCCUGGGACCCGAGGACUUCGGCACUUCCGGGCGCCCAGCUGCGGGGCGGCUUCCUGUCACCUGCCACCGGCCAGGCAGGCACCCUGCUGCCCCCCGAGGCUGCUGAGGCCCGCCCGCCCAGGGGGAGCGUGACACCAAGCCCCCCGGCUGCCCCCCGCCCCAGGGCCCCAGCAGCACCACUGCACGCAGAGGAGACGGACACCGAGAGGAGACGCGUCUCAAGUCACUGAGCUCCUGAAACCACCAACCCCAGUCCCACUCCAGGCCGGGAGAUCCAAGGGGCUUGCGGGAGGCUGGGCGCGCAGGGCCGCAGCCCCAGAGCAGCCCUUGCCCCCUCCCUGCGGCCCCUUGGGCACAGAUUUGUGGACAGAGGCGAUUCCCCGCCCUCCCGGGGCCUCUGUUCUUCUGGAAGGGACGAGCAAUAAUCAAAUAAACUGUUAUAUAUUA
This is a messenger RNA of Manis pentadactyla (Chinese pangolin), 3126 nucleotides long. RefSeq names its product intestinal-type alkaline phosphatase. Bases 790 to 2391 code for a protein of 533 amino acids. NCBI's taxonomy places the organism in Eukaryota, Metazoa, Chordata, Mammalia, Pholidota, Manidae. Gene Ontology annotation, biological process: dephosphorylation. The record is from RefSeq and is a predicted model, not a curated record. The transcript is spliced from 11 exons. Gene Ontology annotation, molecular function: alkaline phosphatase activity. Gene Ontology annotation, cellular component: plasma membrane.